CGAAUCUUGAAUGUGGUCACUUAGCACUGCAGCAACGACGACAUCCUGCACAUCCGUUCUCAGCCGACGUAUCAGGAAUCGACCUCGACUUUGGGAAUGGCCGUCUCGCACUCCACGAGGAGAGAAGCCGUGUGUGUGGGCUCUAGUUGGCGCAAGCGCCGUGAUUCCUUGGCGCCCCCACCCCAAGUCAACUCUACAGCCGCGGUAACUUGAGGCGUGAAAGCAAUCGACACGAGGGGCAUUCCACCGUGACCUAUCGUUGAUAUAGACGCCGAGCUACUGCCGCUGUGGCAUUCCGAUCCACCCAGGGCAGACGACACAAGGGUCAAUCCACCCCUCAUUGGUACCACCCACAACUCGGCGUUAAUCCUCAAUCAUUACGCUUUCAUGCACUGGGUGACGGACAACCGCUUCCCUCCUCUGUCCACGAUGCGAGGGCGUGUGUGCUGGAGAGAACACAGCAUCGAGAGCACCGGGGCUAUCCUUGGGCUGUCUACUCAAAUGGCGCAGAGUAUAAAGGUCAUUAAGAUUCUCAGGCUCUGGCAACACGCCUGCUGCCGAUAUACGCGCUGCCUGUCGUGGAAUGGCAGCUAUUCUCAAGACAUCAAGCGCCGGCCGAGGAUGGUGCCCCUCAAUCUUCAUGCGCACCCCGCCGAGAUCCCACUUUUGGUCCUCACGAUUCGCUGGUUGCCGACGAUGCAUCGACCUUCUACGCCUCUCUGCAUUGUCUGAUCCUUCGCAAAUCCCAUCUGCAGCCACUCCAAUGAUCCUAUCACAAGCCCUUUUGCGCCGGCCUUCCGGAAUGGAUGUCGAUCGCUUUUUGCUCCGAGGAAGCGAUUCCAAGUGUUUCUGUCUGAGAUUGCUGCAGAUACACUCUUUCCCUGCAUCGAUGGAUGGUUCUUCGUGACUGUUGUUCUGCCUCUUCAGCCCCCACGUGUACAGAUCGUCAUGUCUCGCCUGAACAUGCCCUAGCUGUAGAACAGAAUCGCGCAACUGGAUCUCUCAAAAC
Mycena citricolor is the source of this 1009-nucleotide messenger RNA. Lineage: Eukaryota; Fungi; Basidiomycota; Agaricomycetes; Agaricales; Mycenaceae. The record is from the annotation of a GenBank genome assembly.